Rotaria socialis is the source of this 570-nucleotide messenger RNA. NCBI's taxonomy places the organism in Eukaryota, Metazoa, Rotifera, Eurotatoria, Philodinida, Philodinidae. The record is from the annotation of a GenBank genome assembly.
AUGAUUGCUUUUAUUGGAAAUCCAAAUUCAAUUCAAAUAUCAAUGAUUCGUAGCUUUGGCGGAGGAAUUGUAUUAUUAAUUGUUGGAGUAACAACAAGUGUAACUUCACCAAGUGGAUUUCUUGCAUUAUUAUAUGUUGCACUUGGAUUGCUCAUAUUUGGCAUUCUGGUUUCAUCGUUUGGACGUUGCAUUAUUAGUGCACUACGUACAGCUCGAUUGCAACAAGCAGUUGCUAAUGAAUCGAGGAAAUAUUCCACAAGAUCACCACCAUGUAGCUGGCGAUUACAUGUUUAUACUACAGGCAGUUAUUCACGUUAUCAAAGACCUAAAACCAGCUAUCAUCUAAUUAUUGAACUUGCAAAUCCUGGUGCACCAGAAAAUGGAUUUGCACAAUAUCAAUUCAAUCAAUUUGCUCCCCAACCAAUGUCAGUUUUUCCUCAAGAUAAUUACGAAAAUCCUCCUCCAUAUUACAAUCAAUAUACUGCAGGUUUUUGUUCUUGUUGUGGAGCUGCACGACCAAGUACAAACACAAAAUUUUGUUUAACUUGUGGUCAGCCGUUCAGCAAUUGA